UUUUAUAGUUACAUCAUUUAUUAUUUCUUUCCAUGGAAUAAGUUUUCAAUCUUGUCAAACUAAAUGCGAUGAAGAAGAAGCGUGUUUGUCCGCACGAUAUUUACGUAGAUAUAGUCUAUGUGAAAUAUAUGAUAGUUAUCUUGACAAGCAAUCAAAAGAACCAGGAACUCGGGUGCAUAUUAAAGAUAAUUUAAAUACAAAAUAUGACAGCAAGAACAAAACAUUGUGUGAAAAAUCAUUCUGUCCUAAACCAAUGUUCAACAAUGCCGACACACUUGGAAAUCUCUUUGGUAUAGGCUCAAAAUUGGAAAUAAAAUGUAGUGAGACAAACAAGUCGGAGAUAAUACACUGUCUGCCAGGUGGACUUUGGUCAGUAAACGAAUUCUUCUGUACAUCCAAUCUUUAUUCUGCUUGUGAAAAUCCUUCAUUUUUGAUUGAAGGAAAACUUGGGGCUUUAAAUGCUUUUAAUGAAACGCAUGUCAGUGUUAAUGCAUCUUGUAACUUGGGAUAUAACCUGCUUGUCUAUGGUAACAUCCUUUGCGAAAUUUCUACGGGAAUGUGGACUGGGUUUGAAAGCGUUUGCUGUGUAAAACUUCGAAUUGCAGAUUGGACAAAAAUGUAUAGUUACCAGCCCACUGACAACACGUACAGCAUUAAGACUUUAUACAAAAGAUUACAUACAUACGAGGAUAUUAAUGCAUGUGCAAACGGUAUCUAUCAAAAUGAAGCUAUUUUUGAUAACUGGGAAAAUGAACACAUAAGAUAUAUUAAUUUUACAGUUAUUUCUGGUGGCACAACUGUAGCUUACAUGCUUUUUAAUGGAUUAGGAACAAACAAUACGUCUUGGUUUUCCUUUGAGAAUUUAGUUCAAAGUUCAUGGUAUGAUUUAACACCUAAGUCUUCUGUUCAAGUUUUCAGUUUGCAUGGGCUUCAGGAAAGUUUCAGAAGAUGGUACGUUGCUAGAAACGCAAGUGAGUAUGCAUCGUGCACAGAGGAUGUUGUUUGGUUUGUUGUAACUUGGGGUUUCACUUACAAAUGUGAGAGAUUAGAAGGUCGUCGGUACAAACUGGCAAAAAUCAUGUAUUCGAAUAAUGGAAGAGCUUCAAUAUUUGCGGACGGUAAUUUUGGACUUGCAGAUAAGUUGGAAAUAUGGAUUCAAAACUAGGAAAUAAAUAUAAAGUAUAUAUAAAAAUGGAUUCAUAAAUAAGAAGCUUAUACGACUGGAUUCAAAAAAGCGAUGGCUAAAAAUGUAUUUAUAAAUAGGAAUGUAUAAAAUUGAAUCAAAAAUAACGAAUAAGGAACGUAUAUAAACAGGCUCAAAAGUAAUGUUCUAAUGAAGAUGAAUUCAAAAAAGAAUGUAUAUAAAAUGGACUCAAAAAUAAUGAAUGGAUUCAAGAGUUAUGUAUUUUCUUCAAGAAUUAUGUAUCUAUAUAAAUGCCACAAAAGACAGUUUCAGUACCAUUGAAAAGAAGAAAUACAAAGUAUACAUGUACUUUUUACCUAUGUUCGUUGUCAUUAUACGUGAAAACUGUUGGUCUGGUUAAUUCAUUCUAAGGUAAUUUUAAUAUAUUGUUUCCAAAUUAAAGGACAAGCAGAAAAUUGUUAGGCAAUAAAACUUCUUGUAGCGUAGUAAUGGGGUUACUAACAUUUAUGCUUUUA
Ruditapes philippinarum (Manila clam) is the source of this 1659-nucleotide messenger RNA. RefSeq lists its product as uncharacterized. The record is from RefSeq and is a predicted model, not a curated record. Lineage: Eukaryota; Metazoa; Mollusca; Bivalvia; Venerida; Veneridae. The transcript has a single exon. Bases 254 to 1165 code for a protein of 303 amino acids.